AUGAAGAAAACUCAAGAUCGCCAGAAGAAGUACGCAGAUCGUAAAAGGCGAGAAGUGGAAUUUGAAGUUGGAGAAAUGGUAUACUUGAAAGUCGCACCACAAAAAGGGAAGGAUCGGUUUGGUAAAGUGGGAAAGCUCGCGGUAAGGUUCAUUGGACCAUACCGGAUUGAGAAGAGAGUUAGAGAGCAUGUACCUGAUCCUACUAUGAUUAUACCCGAGCCUAUCGAGGAAUUGGAAUCAAAUCUCACAUACCCCGAAGGACCGUUUGGAAUUGAAGAACGAAGAACACGGAAGUUAAAGAACAGGAGCAUUCCUCAAAUACAAGUAUUCUUGGGAAAUCAGAACCACAAGGUCACCACUUGGGAAGAUGAGGAUAGGAUUCGAGCCAAGUAUCCUCAACUGUUUGUCGAAGAAGAUGAAGCAUGGCCGUCAGAUCCCUAUGGAAUUUGGGACGAAUUCUAUUAG
Molecule: messenger RNA, 465 nt
Organism: Camelina sativa (false flax)
Lineage: Eukaryota; Viridiplantae; Streptophyta; Magnoliopsida; Brassicales; Brassicaceae
Source: RefSeq, a predicted model, not a curated record